Messenger RNA from Triplophysa rosa, 3206 nucleotides. Its product is annotated as testican-2-like. The record is from RefSeq and is a predicted model, not a curated record. Bases 643 to 1779 code for a protein of 378 amino acids. Gene Ontology annotation, molecular function: calcium ion binding; protein binding. The transcript has 11 exons. NCBI's taxonomy places the organism in Eukaryota, Metazoa, Chordata, Actinopteri, Cypriniformes, Nemacheilidae.
UCACUGUCUGAUUCACUCUCUGAUUCACUCUCUGAUUCACUGUGUGUUUCACUCUCUGAUUCAGUGUCUGUUUCACUGUGUUUCACUGUCUGAUUCAGUGUCUGAUUCACUGUGUGUUUCACUGUCUGAUUCAGUGUCUGCUUCACUGUGUGUUUCACUCUCUGAUUCAGUGUCUGCUUCACUGUCUGAUUCACUGUGUGUUUCACUGUCUGAUUCAGUGUCAGAUUUACUGUCUGAUCUUCUUUUAUAUCAGAAUCUGUCAGUGAUAGAUGGAGUCUAUUCUGAAAACUCCAUCCAUUGCCUUUCUACACCACAUGAACUCUAUUUAGUUUAUUAUUUGUCUGCUGUGUUUCUUGUCUCUUUAAUUUGAUUCGAUGUACAGAAGACACAUUGUAGAAUAUACAGAACAGACAAAUGAAAAAUUCAUUCAGAGCUGUGACUAUAUGGAACAGAGAAACAGACUGAAGAUGAAAUCCAUUUUUAUUUCAUAUUGACGUGGCUUAGUUGCAUAGAGAGAGAUGAGCAUAUACAUGUUUGUGUCAACACACAAUAAAGUCAUUAAUCUUCAGCUGUGAAGAGAAUGUAAAGUUGUGUGUUGUGUGAUGAAUCUCUUCUGUCAUUCAUGGAGACGUUUCUAAUUUCAUGUCUUAUUUUCUCUCUCUCCGUCUCGUCCUGCUGAAGGAGGUUGAGGAUGAUUACAUCCUAACACUGGAGGGUCCACAUACAUCUGAUGAAAACAUUAAAACAGAGGGUGUGGACACAACUAAAGACCCAUGUGUGAAUGUCCGCUGCAGUGGUCAUAAAGUGUGUGUGGCUCAGGGAUAUCAGAGAGCAAUGUGUGUCCACCGCAAGAAACUCCAGCACAGAAUGAGACCGUCUGAACUGAAGCCUCAUAGAAACAACUGUAAAGUCUGUUCGACGGCCUCUGCUGGACCUGUGUGUGGAUCAGACGGACACAGUUAUGCCUCACAGUGUAAACUGGAGCAGCAGACAUGUUUGUCUGGUAAAGGUGUGUCUGUACUGUGUUCUGGUUCAUGUCCGUGUAUCAGUGCUGGAGUUCAUAAACCAGAACCUAAGAUCAAGACUGAAACUUCAACUGAACCCAAACCAGAGGUGUGCACGGGUCAGGAUUUGGCUGAUCUGGGUGACAGACUCAGAGACUGGUUUCAGCUUCUUCAUGGAAACUCAAAACAGAAUCGACACAGAGGAACAGCCGCAGGGUUGGAUUCGGGUCUGGUGGCCGGCUGUAAGGACUCCAUCGGUUGGAUGUUUACAAAAUUGGACACCAGUAAUGAUCUGUUCCUGGAUCAUUCAGAGCUGGCCGCUAUAAACCUGGAGAAAUAUGAGGUGUGCAUCAGACCGUUCUUUAACUCCUGUGACUCGUACAGAGACGGUCGAGUGUCCACAGCCGAGUGGUGUCUGUGUUUCUGGAGAGAGAAACCUCCAUGUUUGGCUGAAUUUGAGAGGAUUCAGAUACAGGGGGCAUCAAAAAGAAAACCAGGUAUGUAUAUCCCCGGCUGUGAUGAAGAUGGUUACUACAGGAAACUUCAGUGUGAUCACAGUCGGGGUGAGUGCUGGUGUGUGGAUCCACACGGAACAGAGGCCACCGGGUCGCGUAUCCAUGGAAACCCAGAUUGCGAUGAGCUGGUGAGCUCUGGAGAUUUCAGCAGUGGUGUCGGAUGGGAGGAUGAAGAGGAGAAAGAGAUGGAGGAGAAUGGAGAGGAGGAAGAGGAGGAGGAGGAGGCAGGGGAGACUGAUGAUGCUGGAUACAUCUGGUAAAACAUCAUCAUCACCAUCUUCACAUGAAACCCCACAGCCACACCUUCGACUUUCUUCAGUUUAAAUCAAAUUUCAGUGUCGCUCAUUCCUGACCGGUGUCUGUGUCAGAACUCUACAUCUGUCUGCUGGAGUUUCAGAGCUCAUGACGAAAGCGAUGGAUCCAUUUCUGCUCAGGAUGGUUUAGCAGCACGUCUGAGGAUCUGUCGACAGACACGUACAGUGCUUUAUCAUUAACACAGGGUAUUAUGUUGUAUUUGAGCUACAUUACAUGAACUUGAUCUUAAAGGAAAAUAAACCUGGUUUGUAGAGUAUUGCAGUGAGUUUAAACGCAGAUCACACAGAUUCAUCCUGUGCUCAGUUCUAGAACAGCUUCAUUGUAUAUUUACACGGCAGCUCUAGAAACAAAACAUGUACAUAUCAAUGCUCAAUAUCACAAAAGAUGAAUGAUCAUAUUUUAGUCAUUUCAGAAAGUUUUUGUUUGUUUGAUUCUGAUUAGAAGGGAUACUUCACCCAAAACUGAACAUUCUGUCUUCAUUUCCUCGCCUUCCAGUUGUUCCAGAUGUGUAUAAAUGUCUUUGUUCUGAUGAACCCAGAGAAAGAUAUUCAGAAGAAUGCUUCUAACCAGACAGAUCUUUCCCCCCAGUAGGAAAAAAUACUUUAAUCAUUUAGUUUGUUCUGUUGAACACAAAAGAAGAUAUUUAGAAGAAUGUAGGACAGCAAACAGUUCUGGGGCACUUUUGACUCACUGUAUUUUUCCUACUAUGGGAGUCAAUGGGGGGCAAAAUCUGUCUGGUUAGAAGCAUUCUUACAAAUAUCUUUCUGUGGGUUCAUCAGAACAAAGACAUUUAUACACAUUUGGAACAACUGGAAGGUGAGGAAAUGAAGACAGAAUGUUCAGUUUUGGGUGAAGUAUCACUUUAAAUAUAAUAUUUGGUUUUAUGUAGCGAACACAGACGCGUGUUAGAAACUGUGAAGCAUCAUCAGCGAUCUUAAAACACUGCGUGUGAUUUAUCAUCAUGAAACACAGACGAGCAGUUCAAAUGUAAUGAUUUCACAUCUCAUUCUGCUUUUUAAUUUAGAACCUUUAGGAAUUCUGGAGUGACUCCAGUUUCUUGAAUGUAAACGCGAUGUUUUACAUGAAUGAGCAUUUGCUGAACGUUUGGAGAAAUUUCCUCUCUUGUUUUUCUAACAAAAAAGUCAAAUGUUAUGAUUUUGGCGAUUAUGUCAAUGUUUUUGGUUCUCUGAAUAGUUUUGUUUGAGUAUUGCAUGAUAGUUGACGGCAGAAAGCUUUUCUUGUUUUGUUCUUUUCUGUAAAAUAAACUUAAUCCUUCAGAUGUCUCAGAGUAGAUGUGUAAUGUGGGCAGGAUCAGCUCUUGUAGGGCAAAAUGUGUCCCCUGAAUCUGUUAAAUAAAAGAUUAGAAGUAUUG